AUGAGAUACAUUGAGAGAGAUUUCGAUAAAAUGGCAAGAUAAAUGCUAGCAUCUCAAUUGGGUGGAUUUAAGCAGCUUGGGACUAAGGAAGACUUUGGAGAGUUAGCUGACAUGGAUGAAGAUGAGAAAAAUCUUUAGGAAGUAGACCAGAAAAAGCACAAAUAUUUGCAAAGACAAAGAGAGGUCUAGAAUGAGAAAGUGGUGGAUGGUGUAAGACUUAGAACCUACAUCUACGAGUCAGUCAAGGACAAGGAUGGCCAACAAAUUCCAUAUAAAAAGAUUGAAGUUUAAUGCCAACCUCCCUGCGAUAUAAAGACUCUAGAAUCUAAUUCUAAGUUGACUGAAAAUGCUGAUGAAAAAGAACAAAAUAUACUAACAUAAUUCCAUAAAGAUGCUAAGGAAAAGGGCAUUAAGCCUAAGAAAAUACAGAGCUUCAAGAAUGUAAUAGAGUAUGAUGAGAAUUCAAAGAAGAACAAGUACAAAAUAUCUGUGAAUUUCCUAGACGAGGAUGAGGAGAGAAUGUAAUACAAAUUUAGCAAAAAUGAGGCAGGAGAGACUAAAUCUAAAGUGUAUGCUUUAGCUGGUGAUGAUAAUUAGCAAAAUCAGUCAACCAGAACCUAAGGAUUCCUUAAUUGGUGA
Stylonychia lemnae is the source of this 639-nucleotide messenger RNA. The record is from the annotation of a GenBank genome assembly. NCBI's taxonomy places the organism in Eukaryota, Ciliophora, Spirotrichea, Sporadotrichida, Oxytrichidae.